GUAUUUUAAAGCGGGCGAAUGGAGAAGAACGCCCGAAAUAUGUGAGAAUUUCAACUUAAAGUUGUCCAUAGCAAGCCGUGCUGGGGACUGGCAGAAUCGUGUAUUACGUAGAUCCACGCUGCAACGUCUGGGGGCCAUAGAGAGGGCAUAAGAAAAGCGAAACGAAACACGGCUUGGGCCGCGUAUACGUACAUAUACGUGUGCGAUACAUAUAUAUAUAGACACACCUCUACGGACAAGCGUAUCUUCUUCAGUCACCAUCUUGGAUUCAGGGCUACCCAGUGUUACGGAGCUGCCGUAGCCGCCACCGGAACAACCCUUACAGCUCCAUUUCUUCUAUUCUGUUUCCUCCAACCUGUGAAACCCGCCACUUCCUUCCCCGUACAUUCAAUAAUAUGGCUGUGUUUCUGAUAAAUGUAUGCAAGUUCAACGGUUGUGAGAAGAUUUUCCCAAGCUUGACUGAUUUAAUACACCACAUAGAGGAAACACAUAUAGAUGAUUCUCUGGCACCUGAGGUAACGGAAAAGACACAGCCAACAUGUCUUCCUCUCAGCUACGUGCUGCGGUUCGUAACUGAUAACAACCGCCGGGAUGUUGCUGCCGCACCGGUGGCAGUUGCCUCGAAUGGCACCGACAGAAACAACACCACCCUGGCCAACGGCACCAGUCUGCGGUUGACCAAUACGGCCACAUCAAUCAACCAAACGGCGGACCACCACCCGCACGGUACCGCGACAACCAAUUCCAGCACCAUCGCGAAUGGUGGCAACGGUGGCAUGGCGGUUGCUACCACAAACGGUUGCACUACCGACCAGAACGGUACGGUAGCGUCGGGUAGUAGCGGUAGUGGCGCUACCAGUGGUGGAACAGAGCCGACCAAAAAUCACCUCAACCAAACGGUUGGCACAACCGAUCUCAAGCGCAAAAUUGCCAUUAAACAUCACAGCUACAGCAUCGCGGCAUCGAACCGUAGCACAACUCCAACAGGAAGCGAAAUGGAUGACGACGAGAUGAUGGUAUCCGAAUCCGAGGACAGCAACGAUUCCUGGACAACGGAGGAGUUCAGUUCCGAGUUUAUCAUGCGCUACGGAAGCCGACGCCAUUCUGCAUCAGGCGGUGGUAGUGGAAUAAAUUCUUCGAACGAAAAACCGUUCGCCUGUCCGGUGCCGGGCUGCAAAAAGCGUUACAAAAAUGUCAACGGCAUCAAGUACCAUUCGAAGAAUGGUCACAAGAAGGACGGAAAUCGGGUCCGUAAAGCCUUCAAGUGCUACUGUGGAAAGAGCUACAAGACGGCACAGCGGCUGAAAAAUCACAACAUGGUGGUACAUGCAGCGGCCACACGCAACGGGUCGCCGGUCGAUGGGACGAGCCUGGCCGCGGCGGUACCGCUGACAUCGCCGGCUCUACCGUCGGCCACGCUGAUCUCGCCACCGGUCAAAUCUCCUCCGCUGUGCAACGGUAGCAGCAGCCCGGCCGCCAGCACCUCGCUGAGCUCUAGCAGUAGUAUUGUGACGGCAGCCGCUGCCAUCGCCUCUAGUCAAAUCGGUACAAACGCAAACACUACUAACGCUACGUGUACUAGUCCAUCCACACUUACUAUAACGCAGGUAACACACAAGGUGCCACGUGCACUCGUACUGGCGGCAAACGGUGCCGCCGCUACGACACCGAUGACGGUCAGUGCGGCUACGACGGUUGUGGGCGGUACGGCGUCGACGGUUACCGCCGCACCUGUCACGCCGACCAACGUAUUCCCCGUGUCGCCGACCAUCGGCGCAACCAUCACGGCCGGUGUGUCGCCCAACUCCGGUGCGGCCACCUCGGCCGGUGUGUCACCGGUAAAUAUUAAGUACGACAAUCUCGGUAUCCUUACGCCGGCCACCUCGCCGAAGCUGAUUGCUGCCAGCCUUUGCCAGGAGGUGAACCAACCACUGCUCCAGUCAACGGUCGCUUCCGGUACUGGUGGUGGCAAUAAUGGGGCAGCCGCAACCACCGUACUCGGUGGGUUGUCACUCAAAACGGUCAGCGGCAGUAUUGCCGCUGGUGGAACUGGUGGUGGAGGUGGUGGUACCGGUGGUGGUGGUGGUGGUGGUAAUACUACCAACGAGCUGGUUAGCGCUGGCGGUGGUGGUAACGUUGGCAUUGCCCUGGUCGUAUCAUCCACCACCGUCGGGAAUGAGGCAAAGCUAAACGCUACCGGUGGUAACAAUAAGAACGCAGUGCUCUCGGCGUCGGUCACGGCUGGCCAGCUGUACGCCGAAGAGACGUAGCCGAUACUUAAGAAUUUACUGUUGCGAAAGUAUUGACUGGCUAGAAGGGUACCUGUUCUAUUAGUUUUUAAAACCAUUUAAAACAAAUACCGCACAGCUGCUGCUACUUCCACAUAUUUAAUACCACAGACAACUAAAGCACUAGAGGAUAGACGGAAAGUCAACAAGCAGUUUAAAAGAACCCCCUUACCCAAAACCAUCGCGUAAGGAGAGAGGCGUUAGGGUGGCAACCACUAGAAAGGAAGGUAGCCAAAUUCUCACAAAAUUAUCCCCCUCGCCUAGGCGUACGAACGAAUAGUUGAGCGAGAUGUGAGCUGUACGAUAAAAUUACACGUUUGUCGGCGUUUCGUUCUGUUAGCCUUUUUUAAUUUGUUAGUAUACCUUUGCUUUCGUCCUUUAUCUGCGUAAAGACCUUAAAAACGUUGUUUGUUCAAUUGGACUUUGAUUGAAAUUAUAGCUUUUAUUU
Anopheles moucheti is the source of this 2736-nucleotide messenger RNA. RefSeq lists its product as uncharacterized. NCBI's taxonomy places the organism in Eukaryota, Metazoa, Arthropoda, Insecta, Diptera, Culicidae. Bases 396 to 2270 code for a protein of 624 amino acids. Gene Ontology annotation, cellular component: nucleus. The transcript has 6 exons. The record is from RefSeq and is a predicted model, not a curated record.